GCUUUGUUAGCUUGUCCAUGCUAACAGGCUCUCUUUGUUGUGAUUAGCCGUUCAGCGGUUUGGUUUCUGUUGUAAUAAUUUACAUCAAGAAAAAGUGCCGCUGUGAUCAUUUAGAAGAUGAGUGGCGGAGUGUACGGAGGCGAUGAGGUGGGAGCUCUGGUGUUCGACAUCGGCUCGUACUCUGUGAGAGCUGGCUACGCUGGAGAAGACUGUCCCAAGGCGGACUUCCCCACCGUGAUUGGUGUGACUCUUGACCGAGAGGAUGGCAGCACCCCUAUGGAGACAGACGGCGACAAAAGCAAGCAGAGUGGCACCACCUAUUACAUUGAUACCAACCAGCUGAGGGUGCCAAGGGAGAACAUGGAGGUCAUGUCUCCACUCAAGAAUGGCAUGAUCGAGGACUGGGACAGUUUCCAGGCCAUUUUGGAUCAAACCUACAAGAUGCACUUCAAGUCUGAACCAAGUCUGCAUCCAGUGCUCAUGUCAGAAGCGUCGUGGAACACACGAGCGAAACGAGAAAAACUUACAGAGCUGAUGUUUGAGCAUUACAACAUUCCUGCCUUCUUCCUCUGCAAGUCAGCUGUUCUGUCCGCCUUUGCCAACGGACGGUCUACAGGCUUGGUCCUUGACAGUGGAGCCACACACACCACAGCCAUACCAGUCCACGACGGUUACGUCCUGCAGCAAGGCAUCGUCAAAUCGCCCCUGGCUGGAGAUUUCAUGAGCAUGCAGUGCAGGGAGCUUUUUCAAGAGUUAAAUUGUGAAAUAAUCCCUCCUUACAUGAUUGCUUCAAAGGAUGGAGUGCGGGAGGGAUCCCCGGCCAGUUGGAAGAAAAAGGAGAAACUACCUCAAGUCACUCGCUCAUGGCACAACUACAUGUGUAAUUGUGUGAUCCAGGACUUCCAGGCAUCUGUGCUGCAGGUGUCAGACUCGCCGUAUGAUGAACAGGUUGCUGCCCAGAUGCCCACGGUGCACUAUGAGCUGCCCAACGGUUACAACUGUGACUUCGGGGCAGAGAGGCUGAAAAUCCCAGAGGGGCUGUUUGAUCCCUCUAAUGCCAAAGGCCUGUCUGGAAACACCAUGUUAGGAGUCGGCCACGUAGUGACAACCAGCGUGGGAAUGUGUGACAUUGACAUCCGGCCGGGUCUGUAUGGCAGCGUGGUGGUGACUGGAGGAAACACGCUCAUUCAGGGCUUCACUGACCGACUGAACAGAGAACUCUCCCAGAAAACUCCUCCGAGCAUGAGACUGAAGCUGAUCGCUAACAACACUACAGUGGAGCGUCGGUUUAGUGCCUGGAUAGGAGGCUCCAUCCUGGCGUCACUUGGUACCUUCCAGCAGAUGUGGAUCUCCAAACAAGAGUACGAGGAGGGAGGAAAGCAGUGUGUGGACAGGAAGUGCCCUUGAUUUGAUACCCAACCCUCCUCGUCACUGUCUUUGCCACAAGCUCAACAUCAAGAAUUGUUCACCUCUGACCCUGGACUCAGGAACACCUGUGGAAGAUCACUGUUUUUUUUUUUUAACAAUAAGUGAGUUUGUCCAUAAGCUGCAUGUCUGGGAUUUAUUGUAGAAAUCUGACACGAGCACCUACAAUGUAUCACUUUGAUGAAGUGCAGUUUAAGUUCCUUAUGUUCAUGCCAUUACAUUCAGUCUGCUGCCUUAUCCUCUGAUGCCCGGUGUUCUGUGGAAACCUUGCAUCUACAAAAUUUCUGAUAUGGUCCAAGAACCAUAAAAUAUCUUCAUAUUCUAAAGUUAUUUUAAGAUCAUACUGUGAAAAAAAGCAGCAUAAACAAAAUGUGUUAUACAAGGUUUCAACAGAAUGCCAACAAGGUCAAAUUUGGACGGUUUAGGAUGAGCGUUUGGAGGAACAACCUUAGAGUUUGGGGUGAAUAAUGUCUUUUGUUCAUAAACUUUUUUCUGUGUAGUAAACUCCUCGUAGGCAAAGGUCAGUCAGUACUCGCCUGUGCUUAUUUGUGUGAGCGUUGAAUAAAUCUGUAUUUAAUUGUCAUUUAUGCUUGUCAUUGGCUACAUGUGGUCUUUACAAAAAAAUAAAGCCUGUUUUUGUUAUGA
This is a messenger RNA of Scomber japonicus (chub mackerel), 2070 nucleotides long. It is a transcript of the gene actl6a, whose product is annotated as actin-like 6A. Gene Ontology annotation, biological process: regulation of transcription by RNA polymerase II; nervous system development. Gene Ontology annotation, cellular component: SWI/SNF complex; NuA4 histone acetyltransferase complex. Gene Ontology annotation, molecular function: chromatin binding. The transcript is spliced from 14 exons. NCBI's taxonomy places the organism in Eukaryota, Metazoa, Chordata, Actinopteri, Scombriformes, Scombridae. Bases 118 to 1407 code for a protein of 429 amino acids. The record is from RefSeq and is a predicted model, not a curated record.